AUGGGUGGUUACUUCUCCAGCCUAGAUGCUGCAACUGGUCGCGUUGCAGACGAGAUUGAAUGCGACCUACACGACCCAGAGAGAGCAGUCCAGUCCGUGAUCGACUAUCCAGGCCUGGAUAAGUUUCAGUGGAAGGUGUGGUGGGUUGCUGCCUCGGGAUUUUUCACAACAUCCUACAGCAUAUUCGCCGUGAACGUCAUUAGCCCAGCCCUGAGUUACGUCUAUCCAGAAUGUACUCACUGGUGGUCAACGAACUCAUUGGUCAUCAACCUGACAACAUUAACGGGGACGAUGAUCGGGAUGCUCAUAUUCGGCCACCUGGCAGACAGAUAUGGUCGAAAAGCUGUAUACGGUCUUGAGCUAAGCAUUGUCGUGGUUGCGACAGUUGGGAUGACGACGGCCUCUUCGGGUCAUCUGAACUCGAUGAAUGUGUACGGUUGGAUCGGGUUUUGGCGGGCUAUGUUAGGGAUUGGACUUGGAGCAGAGUACCCACUCUCUACGAUCAUAGCUGCGGAAUGGUCUUCGACGAAGUCCCGAGGUAGAAUGAUAGCGGCUGUGUUUUUAAUGCAGUCCCUGGGUCAAUUUGCUGCAUACGCCUUUGGUUUAGCUAUACUGCGGGGGAUUAGCAUCAGGCUUGGGUUGUCCCCUGAUGAGACAGAUUACGAUGUCGCUUCACCGGUUAUCGAUGUUGUCUGGCGAACAAUAAUUGGAAUCGGGGCAGUUCCAGCUCUUAUCUCGCUCUUCCUAAGACGGAUAAUCCCCGAAACCCCUCACUAUCUUGUAGAAAAAGGCGAACUUGUGAACGCUGUCGCAGCUGUAGGCCGAGUCCUUCCUCUUGACGCAGCUCUCCAGCCUACUAAUCACAGCUAUCCUAUGGCUCAAUCGUCAUCGAAAAGGCCGAUAUCCAAUUUGAGAACACGGCAAAAGAGUCGGUGGGAGUCAAUUGUUGACUAUAUGCGAGAACUAAAGGAGCAUCUCGCCGAAAAAGGGCGUUGGCGUGCUCUUCUUGGCGUUAUGGCCACUUGGUGGUUGUUGGACCUAGCUUAUUACGGGCUUGGCCUUGACAACCCGAAACUUAUCUCCACAAUCUGGCUUUCAGAUGCGCCGCCCCAAUCAAAUGUUUCUACGUCGCUGGGAGAGUUAGCGUGCAAUAAUGUUCCAUGGCGAGCUGAUCCGGCCCGGCCGAACAUUACGAUAUACGAAAUGCUCCAGCAAGACAGCAUACGGAAUAUUAUGACUAUUUCAAGCGGAGCUCUACCAGGGAGCAUUGUUAUCCUGUUUGCCGUCGACUACUUGCCUCGAACCACAUGGAUGGGGUGGAUGUUCGUUGCGCUCGCAGCGCUUUUCGCGAUCAACGGCGGGACCUUUUCCGUUAAUUUUGAAACGGAUAAGCAUGCGUUGACGAUGACCUUGUAUGUGCUUGCGCAAUUCGUCUUUAACCUUGGUCCCAACAUCAUGACGUUCAUGCUUCCGGCCGAGCUCUUCGCAACAAAGUAUCGGGGCACGUUCUACGGAGUUGCGGCAGCUUCCGGGAAGCUCGGAGUGAUCACAAUUUUGCUACUAACCAACUUAGUGGUCUAUACAGGCGACUAUAGUCAUAAGUUUGCGGCGCUUCUGCUAGGGUUCUGCCCAGCGAUGCUCCUAGGGGCCUUCAUCACGUGGGUUUGGAUUCCUGAAGUCCAAUAUCCCCGAGGACGUGAUGAUACGUUUGAAGGCGGAGAUGACGUAUCUGAAGCCCGGGUUGAGCUAGAGAUCUCUACAUUUAGACAGAAGCUCAAGCUACGAAAUCGCCCGCUGGCGGACAUCGCUCAGAAUCCAGGGGAUGGCCAAAUUUUAGGUAUGAGGCGGAACAUUGCCCGACUGUUCCGACCGGCGCGGUCCCACAAUACGGAUAGGAUUCGACGGAGACAUGCGGAAGGCACCAGAGGAGACUCAAUGGAUCAGCAAGAUGUGAUGUAUUAUGACCAUGAACAAGUUGUUGAAAUGGAGGAAGCUGAUAUCGGAGAUGGACUGGGGAUGAGACAUAUACAUUGUAGAUAAUAUUGAUCUAGUUCAAAGACAAGUUUAGAGUAAUGAAGUUAUGAGAAGAUUCGUUCAGUCAUUUUGAC
Annulohypoxylon truncatum is the source of this 2108-nucleotide messenger RNA. RefSeq names its product MFS general substrate transporter. Gene Ontology annotation, molecular function: transmembrane transporter activity. Gene Ontology annotation, cellular component: membrane. Gene Ontology annotation, biological process: transmembrane transport. Bases 1 to 2040 code for a protein of 679 amino acids. Lineage: Eukaryota; Fungi; Ascomycota; Sordariomycetes; Xylariales; Hypoxylaceae. The record is from RefSeq and is a predicted model, not a curated record. The transcript is spliced from 4 exons.